Molecule: messenger RNA, 1038 nt
Organism: Cylindrotheca closterium
Lineage: Eukaryota; Bacillariophyta; Bacillariophyceae; Bacillariales; Bacillariaceae
Source: the annotation of a GenBank genome assembly
AUGACUCCAACACCCCUUCUUCUCCUUUCGACCAUUGGAGUAUUGGGUGCUUUCGUAUGUGAAGCCUUUGUUCCAUCGCCCCUUCCCCAGGGGUCGACAACUCAAGUGAAUGGUUUUCUGGACAAUUUGAUGACCGCGACACAGUCGACGCCCAAGGUUUCUCUUCCUGCUGAUUUUGUGGUACCCGAACCAAAACCACUGUCUAUUUCGGAAAAGACGGAUAUUGUUGAAUUUGCCAAGUCGUCGGCUGCGUUUGUUGCAAGACUUGGAACUGGAGCUUUCACACUUGGAUGGAAAAUUGAUUCCAUUUUCUUCAAAGACGACGACUCGUAUAGUCUCAAGCUUGGCCCCUUUUCCAUUCGCGAUUCGAGUACUGUGCUUCAAGAUGCUCCUCGUCCAAACGAAGCGUUGAUCCUUUACGAGUAUGAUGCAUCACCAUACUGCAAACGUGUCCGAGAAAUGAUCAAUCUGCUUGACUUGACCGUGGAAUACCGACCCUGUCCAGGUGCCCGACAGGGCAAGUUUUCGCAAGAGUUGUCGGAACGUACUGGUCGACAGACAGUGCCCUACUUGAUCGAUCCCAACACUGGAGUUGAAAUGUUUGAGAGUUCUGAUCAGAUCGAGUACCUCCUAAAUACCUACGGUCCGUCUGAAGAUUUGUUCGAUCGCAAAGCGCUCUGGCCCAUCACUUUUGAAGCCUUCUCAAUCUUUACUUCCACAGUAGUAGCAAUUCUCAAGGGCAUUCCUGGUGGAAAAAGACAACCCAAUGCUCGGCCGGAUAAUGAACAAAUGAAGCCGAUUGAGUUGUGGGGAUAUGAGUCGUCACCCUUCGUCCGUCCAGUCCGAGAAAAGUUGGGUGCCUUGUGCCUACCACAUAAGAUGGUAAGCUGCCCUCGUGGCUCUGCGAAUCGUGACAAGAUGGUUCAAAAGACCGGACGAUUCCAAGUACCCUUCAUCGUUGACCCUAAUACCGGUAUUGAGAUGUUUGAAAGUGCUGAGAUUGUUGACUAUCUAGAAAAGGUGUACACGCAAUCAUAG